Molecule: messenger RNA, 11242 nt
Organism: Pocillopora meandrina
Lineage: Eukaryota; Metazoa; Cnidaria; Anthozoa; Scleractinia; Pocilloporidae
Source: the annotation of a GenBank genome assembly
GAAUGGUGGCCAAGUGGACAUGAAUGAGCUCGCUGCAAUAAGUUUUCAAAUUGUCUUCGUCUAAAACGUUAUUCACAACUGAACAUCAGGUAAUCAGAGAAAUAAUAUUAACAGUUAUUCUAUUUUGACCUUUGAUUGAGAAUAGAUCCCUACAGAAAACAUAAUUUUCGCGUUUAAUGCAGACCAUUUGAAAAGUUGUACUACAAACAUUUCUGAAAUUACAACAAGCUUCCUAAUUUUGCCAUCUGUUGUACAAAUUUCAAUUUUAACUCAGUAAUCUGUUGAAUUUUUGUUAGUAAUUUGCAACAACCUUGAGCUUAAAUCUGAAGGAAGCUUGUUAGGGGAGAAAGCUAUCGUAAUUAUUGGAACAAAUGUAACUUCGAAUGUACUUCUUUUAACACAUAUGAUUAUUGUACUUACCAGUACUUGGAAAUAUGCAAUAUAUCGCUUACGAUUAUGGUUUUUAUUUGAAAACAAGUUAGAAUCGAAGGGAUCGCUUUAUUACUUGGUAUUUGGGUAGUUACAAUAUUUUUUGUGAAAUCAGUUUGAAAAGUAAACUUUUAUUUUUUCUUGUCAGGUUUUGGGAUUUCAAAAUGUUGUCAAAUGUGGAUACUAUACACAUAUCAGCAGUACUGGAGGACUGUGUAGAUCAGCUGGCAAUCCUGGGUCACAUCAUGCCACCAUCUCUACAGGGGAAACAAGAGGCUGCCCAAAUUGUUGAUGAUGAGCUAGGCCAAAUUUUACAGGAUCAGAGAGAUUUAGAAUCCAGAUAUGAAGUGGUAAGGAUUGAAAAAAAGAAACAAAGAAAGAUUUUGUGUGAUUUUGUCUUACGGGUGGGACACAGAAGCAUACUCUGAGCCUCCUGUUAGGUCAGUCAAACCACAGAUCUACCAAUUUUACAAUUUUUACUUAAUCAAAAAAGGUAAGGGAUCUGCGACAUAGCAUUAGGUUAUAUACAGUCCAACCUGUAUUAGGUGGUAACCCACAGAUAAGGGGUAUUUUAAAAAAUGAUGGAGAAUACCACUUUCUGUCAUGAUUGACCACUUACUAUACAGAAUCUUGCCCAAAAAUACUUGUUAUUGAUUUCGAGAGAGAAAUUAACAUGGAUUAGAAAUUACUUGAAAGAUUAUUCUUAGUUUUAUUUGAAUAGUUUGACUUUCAGUGAUCGUUCAAUAUAAGUUGAAGACAAUGAAUAGAGGCCAUUGGGACUGAGUAAAGGGUGAUAGGGAACAGUUAACCCUUUCAGUCCCAAGAUCUGAUUGUUAAUUCUCCCCUCUAGCAGUAACACAUCUCCUUUUUAAUUAGUUACAAGAAUUUGGUGUUGGAUCAGGAUAACAACUUCCACCUGAUUAGUUUGAGUUUUCUUACUACCUGUGUGAGGGUUAAUGUAUGGAUACUGUAGAGAGAAGUUACAAAUCAAUACUUUUUGGAAGUUAAAGGGUUAAUUAAGAGAUGAAAAUAAUAGUGACUAAGGGGAAAUAAAUUCUGACUCUGAAAACCGACCGCUUAAUACAGUGUGACAGCUUGAUACACUGCUGCCUAAUACAGGUUUGACUGUACUUGAAAAUGAGAACUUGGCAGCAUCCACUGGAGCUCUUCCUCUUUUCCACAGUAAAUGUGUCAUAUUUUUUAUGUAUAGGAGAAAAAUUUUGAAUAUUCAAUCAAAUGUACAUGUGUUCAUAGAAGUAUUCAGUUGGGACAAACAGAUUUUGCAAGGGUUAAAUUGUUUAGUCAUUUGAUACUUUCAUUGCUGUGUUUUUCCUGUUGUGUUUUAUUGUAUUUGCAGUAUGUAAACUUUGAGUAUUAAGCUUCAAAUUUCCUCUAAACUAAAAAUUUAUUUUUCCCAGCUUGUUAACCAUAGAGAUGACCCCCAUACAAAUAACAAGAGUUUGCUAAAAGUACCAGAUGAUCUGCAACUACAUUCUGUGGCCAAGUCAUUACGAGAAAGUACAAAUGGUAUGUAAAUGGUUCCAGGUAUAAUUUUCAGUGCCAGGUGAAUAAGGAUAUGAUUACAAGGUAACACAUGCAAAUUUGUACCUUGAAUUUAACCAGGGCCACAAUGUUCAAAGCAUGAUUAAGCUAACUAGGGGUUGGGUGAAAAUUUUUUUUUUAGAUUUGUAGCUUUGCAGACAGUUCUAUACAACAAUUAUUGUUUAUAUUUUUCCUUCAAUUUUAUUGUAACGAAAGGAAAAAUGCUUCAAAACAUGAGUCAUAAUUUACUCUUUAUUUAAAGACAAAUCAAGGAAAAGUUAAACCUUUAAUACUAGAUUAUCACUGCAUAUCGUACAACUUGGCUCAGGCUGGUUUAGCAUUUGAACCAGGUAACAUUGUUCUUGGACCCUGAUUUUAACUUGAAAACUCAGAACUCAGAUGAAUCCAGCCACUCAGAUACAUAAGUUAUAAAGAUUGGUCUGUCUAUGACAUAUGGGAUUAUGAGGGAGGGGGGAAGGAUUUGUGAUCAAUGUUUGACAGUUCACCAACGGAAAGAUGCGCCAUCAGUUGGAUUAAUUUAAUAUUUGCAGAGUGAACAUUGUCUUGUUAACUUCAAGUCAGACCCAAAUCAGACUUUCUGUUAACUCACUCCUCUACAUGUUUGAGAUUCUUUUUCUUCACAAGAGAGAAAAACAAUACUAACAGCAAAUCAAAGUUAGAUUUACGGAUACUACUUAUACUGCUACACAAUAAUAUCAUAAUUUAAGUAACCAUAUUUGUAAAUAAAUGUAUUGUGCUAACAUUUACUGCAAAAUGUUUCUUUUGCAGUUUAUUUUUCAGUCAUUUAUUGUCUACUAACUUAAAACUUCAAAAAUUUUAGCUGUUUUUCAUCUUUGGAAGUUCAAGUUUAUGGGGUAUGACUGUAAACAAACUUAGACACUUCAAUCAUUGUAAUCUGAUCUCUUUUUUGUUCCUGUACAGCACUGAACAGAAGUUUCAAACAGAACCCCUUGUCAAAUGACAGUCUGUCAAAAAUUCAAGCAGAUAGGUAAAUAAUACUGUUUAUUUGUAAACAGCCAAGAAGUGAUGUCUUUAUACAACUUUGCAAAGUCGGCCAGCCUUUGAUUUGCCCACAUGUAAAUCAGGAAAAAUGGUUGAACUACACAAAGUUGAGACUUACCUCUUUACACCCAACAUCAGGGUGCAUAUUCUCCUCACUGCUCAAAGGUGCUGAUAAGGGGAAUUUACUAAUGAUCAGGAGCUUCUUAAGACAAUGAUAAUUUUUUUCAUUCUUCUUACCUUAAUGAUUGAUUUAAGGGUCACCUACUGUAAGGAGAAAUUAGAAACUUAUCACUCGUAGCGCUUUGAGAUGUUUAACAGCUGGUUUUACAAAGUUAGGAAACUUUGGAAAGAAAAUUCACACAAUAUUUGCAACCAAGUAUUUCUGAUAUAUUUUUUUUAAAGAUGUAACAAAGCAUUCUUGACUAUUUACACCCUAACAUCAGCAUGUAUAUUCUUCAUACUGUUCUCUACACAUUUCUUAAGGUACAGACAAGGUAUAAUUUGUUGAACAGUCAAGGGCUGCUUUAGUUAGUGACCAGUGCCUCUCUUCUAUUGACCCUACUGUGUGAUUCAGGGGUGAUCCCAGAAGGAGAAAUUAGAUGCUAGUCACCCUUAGCAGUUUAAAAGGGUAAAUGCUGAUUCAGUCUGUGGUAAAUGUAAAUACGGUCAAGGUCAAGGAUUCUUGAUUUUCUAUAGGAAAUUUCUGCAAGAUGUGAUGGAAGAGACGCUUGAAGAGAUUGUCACCCACAAGUCGUUUGACUCUCUUGUAAGAGCUGUUGAUACAGAGAAAGAAAAGAAAGCUGGGCUUCAACAAACUAUACUCAAGUAUGUUGCAUUACUGUUGACUGUAAAUGGAUGCUGGGAAUUUUUUAACCUCAUUGGGGGAUUUCAAUUUUAAAAAAAAUUUUUAUUGUUGUGAAAAUUUAUAGGGAGGAAGAAAGUCGCAGACUUGUGAAAACUCUCCAAAGGCAACUGUUGGAGGUGAAAAAAGAAAAAGAAAGUGAAAUUCAGGUAAGUUCAAUAGUUUGAUAUAACUAUGUCACACACUGUUACUUACAGACUAAACCGCCUUUACACCCCAACAUUUAUAUCCAUGUUCAACACACUGUUCUCUCAUUAAAUUUUCUAUGGUUAUGGCUAGAAGAAUUUUUCUUGAAAAUCAGGUACUUCUUAAAUUCGUGAUCAAUUGCAUUUUUAUCCUGACCUUUACAUUUGAUUCAAGGGUGAUAUUGUAAGGAGAAAUUAGGGGGCAGUCACUCUUAGGGGUUAAAGGUUAAUUAAAUGGAAUAGGGUUUCCCGUUUUGCAUCAAAUGUAACCAGCACUUGUAUGUGCGUGCGUGUUUUUUUAUUACUAAUUUAAAAACAAAACAAAAUUGCAGCAAAGAAAUGAGAUGAUAGCCCAUCUUAAAGAUCAGUUACAAGAAAUGAAGGCAAAAACCAGCAUGGAAGGAAAGUACAUCAAAAAAGACGCAGAGGUGAGAAUCGUAGACUCUAUUCAUCACCCGUUUUAUAAAACAUUCAUAAAAUAUUUAAACUUUAAACUUCCUUUUACCGCGAAACGAUCGACUUAGUGCUAGCCAAACUGUUUCCUUCUCUUUCUUGACCUAAACAAGCCUCUGUCACCAAAUAAUGUAUGUAGUUCGGAGUCUCGAGUCUUGAAUAAGAUAUAUAGUUUUUCUGUUUAGCUUCUUGGACGGAGUGUCCUUUUGAACCGGAAGUCUUUCUGAACAUUAGUAUGACAGUAGUGAUGCGUGGUUUAUAUCUGUGGUACUUAGAAUCUUUUAAAAUUAUUCUUAGUAGUUUGUAAGAAUUCGCUAGGUCUAGCUUGAUGAGGUAGAUAUAUCAACAUCUUUAAUAAUUUUCUAACGUUAAAAAGGGAGCGAAAUGAGUGGAAUUUGUACUAAGUUCCCCACAGUUUUAAUUUCCUUUAAGUCUCCAACCCCUUAGGGAAGUGGCAUACUACCUUUCUGGUGACCGAAGUAUCGAGCAUCAGAAUGGGCUGAUCUUUAAAAAACGCAAGCCUAUGUUGAGAAAACUGUAAGAAGCAAGACAUUCUAGUCUUCUCGGGCACGCGCAAUAAACUGUAGGCCCCGUAUAUAACUUAGUAUCGAUUUAGGAUAGUGAAUCACUGCUCAUCUUUUAUUUAAAUGUUCUUGCCUUUGGUAUUUUUUCAGGUUCGCGUCAGCUGCACACAAAAAAGAUGCCAACAGGCGGAGGGCUCUUUGAAGGAAGAUCUCGAGGUAAAGUUUACAUGUGUCAAAAAAAAAAGAGUAAAUAAGUAAAUAACGAGAGAAUUGCAGUGUGUUGUGUGUUGGUUUGAAUAAAACAACAAUUUUGGGUGGAAGCGACCUUUAGGUGCGGAGUAAGCGAACUUUAUCAGAGAGGUUUUUGAGACGCGGACAGCAAAUGGAAGAAGAAUAAAACUAAAUCUAGUGCGCUUUAAAGCUAAUGUAUUUACCGUAAGGUCUUCGUUUUGCCAUUAUAAACCAAACGAUACUGACUAAGCACCAGGAAUGUUAACUUAACGUACGGCUGCCGGCUGCUGCUGUCUGCUUCUCAAAAACCUUAGUAGUUACGCUCCCUAAUGUCAAGUUAUUGAAGUUAUUGCUUAUUUUCUAUUUUUAUUUUUAUUGUUUCUUUGUAAUAUCUGUCGCGCAAUUUACUUUGCCGUCCGGAAAAAGGUUUUUUUGUCGAAAACGUAAAAAAAGCUGUACCACGCUUCCUUAUAGAACUCACGAUUUAUUGCUUGAUUCAACAAUUUUUGCUACUACGCUACGGUUGACUCCCUCUCACAACUCUCGGCUUAUUAGAAGGAAACACACUUAACGUCUCGUUGCAAGCACAUGGAACAGUGCCAUAUAUGGGACGAUAAAACACGUGCCGCAUACAUGUUUGCUUAGUUACGUAUAAAUAAACGAAAUCCCUUAUAAAUGUCGAUCAAAUUGAGAAUAAUUAACGUAUCGUACAGUUUCCAACAUUUCUUGCUCUUGUCCGCAGCUCCAUAGCUGAGUUCUAUUUUCUUUCUUAUUGACAGACAUUGCGUUACAAAAUAGACGAAGAAGCUCGAGUUAAUUCUGAAAUUGAAACUUAUCUACGGCAACAUCACCAGGUAAGCUACUAUUAACUUGAAACAACCGAAAAUUUCCCAAGAAACAGAGGACUACCUUUAAUAUAAAGAUUUAGCCAAACCUAAAAGCGGAGCUCGCAUUUUUUUUUUCCCGCACGUCUCAAGGGCACUGCGCCUUGCCCCGACCAGGACUAGAACCCGGGUCGUCCGACUCGGAGCCCAGUGCAUCGACCACUGGACCACUGGACAAAGCCGUGGCGUUGGCGUGCCUGCGGUACAGUUGACCACGCAUGUUAAAAGUAGCACCUUGUGUGGUAGUACGGUCGUACGGUCUUACGGUCGUACAUCCAAAUUUUUUCGGCUUGAUGGGUUACUACUAUUUUGUAUGAUUAUGGAGCUACGCUUUGCGAGCUCCGCUAUUAGUAGUGCAAGAUAAUUUGGUUUCUCAACUGAGUUGAUAAUGUAAAUUGGCCAAACGCUUCGCUUCGAGCGUUACCCCUUCUUCGGAGCGAAGUUAGUUUUAAUAUGUUAGGGAAGGGUUUCAGUAGCAUGAAGUCAUAAGGCGUAUUACUGCUCUCCCCUGGAUGGGAUGCCGCUUCAUCUACGGUUUUCCCCGCCAGCAUUUCCGCAGGCUUCCCUGACAAUUCGCCGUUUCCUAUUCAUUCUCUUGGGUGGAGAGAGUCACUUUGAGGGUGCCCAGAACCCAGACCUCUCGACCUGGAUGUAGAAAAUCUCUAUCGUUUUUAAAUUUCAAGUAGCAAUUUUUCUCUUCCUCUUUCCUCUUUGUAUUCUUUAUAUAUUCACGCGCGGCGCGCGUGAUUUCAUAAAUUAGCCAAUUACGUCGAAGAACUCUAACCUUGACAUUGAAAAACUGACGUGGACAUUUUUCGCGUACUUUUAGUUUUUUUCGCGAGGUUUCAGUUUGUUGUUUUUAGCUUUUGUUCCCGUUAAUUUGUUACUCCUUUGUUUGAAAUUUUAAGAAGGAUCGGAGUUUUUAUUUUAGCCAAAUGUUGUGCUUCGUUUGAAAAGUUUCAUACACAUUUUCCACGGAGUUUGGACUCUAGCCGUAAAUGGAUUUUUUACACUGGAGUCCAGGUCGCUAACCGUCAGAAAAAGGAAAACUUUUGUUUGAUAAGCUUUCUUUUUUAUUCGUAGAUACUGGAAGAGAAAAUGGAAUACUGGAUGGAAAAAUACGAUCGAGAUGUGGAACAGAAACAACACGAGUUGGAUGUUUUAAAGGUUUGUAGCCUAAAUCGUUUUUCUUCAAGGCGAGUAAGGAAGCACAGCAGAGUAGAGAAGGCUACAGUGUCUAAAUGAAUGUAUUCUGUCAAAUGGAUGUCAAAAGUAAUUCAGAACUUUAGUUUUUCUUCACUACGCACUGUGAUUGGUCAAGAGAACUUACGUCAUCCUUGUAACUAAUCAGAUGCAAAAUGAAAACCAAUCACAACCUGAUCACUCGCGUUUUCCCACGCUUCAGGCACCUCACGUGUACUAUAUCUUAUUUUUUUUUUGGCCCUUUUGGUAACUUGGGAGUAGUGACAUCAUUUAAUUUUACAUCUCAAUUUGAAUUUCAUGCUUGAAGGCAUCCAAGGCAAAUGAUCUCGCAAAGCUUCAGGAACUCACUCAGAAGGUAAAAAAAAUGUGAAUUACUUUUCUAGGCUUUCUCAGUGUUAAGCACCAUUUUCAAGUAUCCUUAAAAAAUAACCAAGAAUUUCGAUCACAUCGUUCUAUUUUGCCAUUUUCUGUCCGUGUGAGGGUAUUUCUGCAAAGUUCUUUCGUGGUUUCCAACGAAUGACGUUUCAAAAACGCAAUCGGAAUUGAUCAUCAGAGUAUAUUGAUGACUUCCGCAAAGUGUCCAACGCUUCCCCUCCCUCCCCACCCCUCCCCCUCAUCCCAUCUAGAGUCAUAUUCCAGCGGAUGGUACAAACCCUCGAACAACACUUUUCUACCUGUGCUAUGGGAUUUAACCCUUUACCCUAACAUCAGUAUGUAUAUUCUCCCUAUUGUUCUACCUUCAUUUCCUAUAGUACUUACAAGGAUAAUUUGUCUACCAAGUAAAAUCUUCCUGAGUUCGCGAUCAUCUCCUCUUUUCUCGUAAUCUUAAUAUUUUAUUCAGGGAUGAUACUGUUGGGAGAAGUUAGAUGCGUAUCACUCUUAAGGGUUUAAGGGUUAUCUUUUAUUGUGGCCCCUUUCACCCUCAAGAUUUAAUUACAAAUUAUCUACACUGUUAACUAUACAUUUCUUAGCAUCUAAGCUAUAAGAAUUUAGACUACGGACAGUCUUUCUUUGGUGAGCGCCUCACUCACGACACUCUAAGAGCUCCCCAAUUUUUUUUUUUUCACUUUUUUUUCGAAUCGAACGACGGACUUCGCUAAAAAUGAAGGACUGCUCAUAGUCUACUGAGAAUUUGGUAUUAAAUCAAACAACAUUUCUUAGUUGUUUUUUUUCUUACUUCUGAAAGGGUCAAGUCUUGAAAAUGAAAAAUUUUCUUUGGAAAUGAUCUGGAAAGGGUCUUAAAUGUUUUCUUACAGACUAGUUGUGGACUAACAACAAGCUAGUUUAUAAAAAGUAGACUUAUCCCAAACUCACCUUUUUUGGUUUUUAACUCGGAGAAUAACUGAAAGCUAUUUCAGAGUUAUGGUUAUGACCCAAAAUUCCAUCACUCCCUCCCUCUAUUCCUGUUAACUUUUUGGGAAAGUUUCUGAUUAAUCCAUGAGGGUUGCGCGGUUCGGUUCCUUCGUGGGACUCAGGAAUCUGAGAGCUGAGAACUGGUCAAAAUAAUGAAUGGACACUAUUUUUACUCACAGUAUUCCGAAUAUGAGAAAGUUGUGAUCGAAGACCGCGUGGCUAAAGAACAAGCAAGACGGCAAGCAGAGCAAGAACUGGAAGAACUCAAAUCCGCCACCAAGGUCAGUAAAUACAGCUAUAUUUGGUAUGAGACAGGUAUGGACCGGUUUUAACAUGCAAAUGAAAGUGCCGGGCUGUAACUGAGAUGAAAUAAGUGCUAAAAGUGAGUUAAAUUUCGGAAAAGGGGUUGGCAGUCUGUAAGGUGUUAAAACCACGCGAAGAUCAUGUGUAUUUAUGGUAGGCUUUGUCGAUACACCGAUCGAUAGUCGGUCGAUGCAUCGGUCAGUCCUCUGUCGAUGUUUGACGGAAAGCCGACAGAUAGUCGGCCGAUAUUUCGAUGAAGACAACGGCUGACCAUCACCCGUCCAUUGGACAACCACUAACCGACUUUCAACCUUUUACCGACUAGUUAUCGACCGAAAUAUCGAUCAAAUUUCGUCCGAUGUAGACGUAUACAGCUGUUCCGUGAAAGGUUUUCGGGAAAAAAAUAGACAAAAGUGUACUCGACAAUCGCGAGAGGCACUCUAAGUAUUCAGUGAUAAAUGAAUUUUAAUCAUUCAAAUAAAUAAAAAUUACAUGAAAUCCAUAUCUCGUCCUUACAGUAACGUUUUCCUCAGAUUUCCUUGAAAUCCUGCGGUUAAGGAACUGUGACCUGAAAACUACCCACAAAGCCUUUGUCGCGUGCACUUUUCCGCUUUUUUUUCGACAAGGUUUCUCGCAACAGCUUUAUAUCGACCGAUAUUUGGACUCAUGCUACCUAUUCUACAUAUGAUCUGAUGAAAUUCAGCCCGGCGCCCGAAGGCCUGAGAGCGAUUAACUUUUGUUCUUGCGUCGACAUGCCAUUAGCCAUAUAAUCAUGACGAAGAACUCUAACCUUGACAUUGGAAAACUGACGUGGACAUUUUUCGCGUACUUUUGUUGUUUGUCGUUAACGGAGUUUAAUCAGUUGUUUUUUGAGCUUUGUUUGGAAUUUCAAGAGGUUUUGAAGUUUUUAUUUUAACCAAGUGUUGUGAUUCAUUUAAGAAGUUUAAUACACCUUUUCUCCAUGGAGUUUAGGCUCUAGUCUCUUUUUUUCGUGAAUGAAUUUUUUUACAUUCAUCGAUUUCUGAAGCACGCGGAAAGUUUGGAAAGCACAAAAGAUGAGUGAUAGCUACUUGAAGCAUAGCUAAGCCUGCGAAGUGCAACUCAAGCUUUGUGAGCGCUCUUCACACCUCUUAUUUGGUUCACAACUCAAUGAAUUCACAGCUGAUGAUUAUAUCAAUUGCUCUUCUACAUUUUAAACUUCGUUAUAUUUGUAUAUAUUACGUUUAAUAAUUUAGAGCUAAAACGUAAAUUUCAUUUUAUUUCUUUUCAUGACUUGACGAUGACGCGAAGCAGCGUCAACGCGUCUUCAAAAUAUUUACGAACAGUUACGAGAAGUUUUUCUAUGAAUUUUAAACAACGUUCUAGCGUUGAACUUAGCAAUUACAUCAACUUUUCACGCUUCAAAGUAUGGAGACACAGUCUAGCGCGUAUAUCACGUGGUUAAUCUGAAAACUGUACAUGACAGAAGGAAGACCUGAACGAAACGAGAGAAUGUGAAACAGUUGCGUCAACGUACGUUUCCUCUCUCGUUGAAUGACUUGUUCUGCGUUUAACACGAAGCAAAUAACGGCCUGAUCAAUAUGAAAAAAAAAUGCGUCUGCCCUAAUCAGCUCGCAGGGAGUGAUUACAGUGAGAUGCGACCAGUCAUCAUAUAGCGUGAUCUCCAUAAUCAUCAGACCCGGUUGUUUGAAGGUUGGAUAACGCUGUCCACUGAUUAAAACUCUAUCCGGUGGAUAACGCUAUAUUUUUAGCUAUCACUUAUCUGCCAGAUAGCGUUUUAUCCGUUGGGUAGCGUUAUCCGCCUUUUAUACAACUGGGCUCAGAGUAAUUGUACUAAUAAGAGUUAUUGUCUUUUCUACGCUUGAAUGCAUACACGUCGCAUACACGUCAUACACACGCCAUAAACAUGCACAUGGGAAUAUCGACCACAUUAUUCCAAUUUUUUUUUCUUUCCUCGAAAAAGGAAUAAGAAUCUUGAGACAAACUUUUGAAUCAAGGUUGAUGGAAAAAGGUUGACGCACGCGAUGAAAUGAAAAUUAAUUACACGUAUUUACAUGCUAUGUCCCAAAUUGAAAUUACAUAAACUAUAAAGGGUUUUUCCAAUUGUAAUUAUUAUUUUUUCAGAUACAGUCCUGGUGGAGAGGAACAAUGGUACGUAAACAAUUGGGACCUUACAGUAAGAAAAAGAAGAAGAAGGGGAAAAAAGGAAAGAAAUCUGGGAAGAAAGGAGGAAAAAAGAAAAAGAAAUAA